Messenger RNA from Sungouiella intermedia, 1989 nucleotides. NCBI's taxonomy places the organism in Eukaryota, Fungi, Ascomycota, Pichiomycetes, Serinales, Metschnikowiaceae. The record is from the annotation of a GenBank genome assembly.
AUGGCUAUCGCUUUGACUGGAAACGACAAGUUCGAUAUUGAGGCUGGCGUCUAUACGCCCCUUAAAUUUGACUCUGAAAAGCGCUCCAAGAGAAACGUUCUUCACCACCUUCUAGGCUUCGUGCUCGCAGCCGUGGGUCUCUACACCUUGACCACCAAUACUGCUGCUCAAAAUGUCAUUCCUAGCAUUUUUGCUGUGUUUGCCCCAGCUCCUGUGGUGCUUCCCGUGGAGGUUUUUGAAAUUGCUCCUCCAUUAACCGUUCCUGCUUCUGCUUACGUCUCCUCGUACCUUCUCUUCAACGACUCGGCAGUGGUUGAUGGAUUGAAGACCAAGUAUGUUGCACCUAAGGUGUUCAACUUCACCCAAGGCUUCUUGACUUUAAACUUCUCUGUUCCUGCUUCUGCAGCCCCUGUUUCUGCUCCAGUGGUUGAGCUCUCUGUGGAUGGAACCCCAGUGUGGAGAUCUUCCACUCCAUACGCUAAGGUUGAUGCUGAUGUCUACACCUCCACCACUAAGAACGUCACCGAAUUGUUGAGCUUGUUCGAGUCUAGCUCCAAGGUUGUUUUCUCUGUUUUGGAGGAGGGUGAUGCCCCUGUUUCCGCCUCUUUGGAGUUGGUUUUGUUCAAUGAUACUUCGGCCGCACCAGCUAAGAGGGCUGGUACUGUGGCUGUUGCUUCUUACUUCGCUUCAGAGGGUCCUGCUUCCUUGGCUGCUGCUUCUUACUUCGCUUCAGAGGGUCCUGCUUCCUUGGUUGUUCCUCUCCAGAAGAAGGCUAUCGAGCUUCCAGCUAGCGAAUUUUCUGUUUCCUUGCCUCAGCUCAACUCGAAUGUUACCUCCGCUAAGAUAUCUCUCUUUGCUUCGGCCUCUAAGGACGAAGUUGAAUUCUACAAGAACGACAUUGCUGCAUUGGGCGUUCCUGUCACUGCCAACGGUCCAGUUCGUCAGCUCAACGUUUUCGUGGCUGGUGUUUAUGUUGGUACCGUGUCUCCUAAACCAACCUUGUUCCACGCCGACAAGCUCACCACCGACGCUGGCAAGUUAUGGAGUCCUCUUGCUGACUCCGGAUCCUUUACCGGUUUUACUUACGAUAUCGACCUUGUGGCUGUGUUGCCUUUGCUUUGGGAAGGUCCUCAGACUCUUGACAUUGCAUUGGUUUCUCCAGUGGACGCUGCUAACGGCCCUGUUCCAGCCGUGGCACACCCAGUCAGUGCCACUACCAAUCUCUUGGCUGGCUCUUGGUUUGUAUCUGGAAGCUUGCUUGCUUGGGAGAACCCAUUGGUGUCUUUCUCAGUUGGAGAGGUUGUGUUGACCAAUUCGUCUCAGUUGGACUCAGGCGUCUCCAUUGCUCCUCCAGCUGUUUCUCCAUGGCAACCAAAGCUCAGCAACACAAUUGUCAGAUCUACCAUCAAGUCGACCAUCGAGUCUUUGUUCAACUUCACCUUGAUUGACAACACCACUGCCAGCUAUGCUGUUGUGGCUAAUUCAUCUGCUGCCUUGGUCCUUACCAAGCAGAGGAAGGAGAGCAAGAUCCCAGUUGGUCCACCAGGUGGCCCUGAGAAGACUGAGGACACUACCAGUGCUUUCUACAUUGGCACCAACAAAUUCAAGUUAGACGUUCAAGAUCCACUCACCAACUUGACCCUCUACUCUAAGUCUGUCAAGUCUGCUUACCCACUCACCAUCAGUGACUCCAUCAAGAACUCUCCAAUAACAGGACCAUCUUCCUCCUUCUCUGCCAAGAUCGGUAUCGACAUUAAGACCAAAAUUAAUGCCGCUGCUGGUCCAAAGCUCAAGAUUGACGAGCUGGUGAAGUUGGACGAUAUCACUGGUGCCACCACCGAUGUGAAGGUAAUGAUUUCUGAGCCAGGCUCGUUGCCAUUCUCCAGAGAAGUUGAGGUGGUGAACGGUACUAUUGUUAAGGAUCUCUCCUUUCCACUCGUGAAGACCGAUGAAUUCACUUUGGUUGGAGAACUUGUGGGAUAUUUUUAG